AACUAAAGAACUAAAGUGGAUACAAAAGGGGGAGAGGAGGUCAAAAGACAAACGAACGACUAGGAAAGCACACGAAGGAAUAAAAUAGAAGAAGAAAAAAAAUAUUUCAAUUACCAUAGAAUUAAUACAAUGUGACUCACACCAAGACCACAGAAACAGAAACAGGUCGGCCUCCUCCCUGCCUUCAGAAACAGCUCGCCAGCCAAAAGGUUUAGCGAGAUAACGAUAUCUUAUCUUUGGCUCUACAUUCCGCUUUUCUGGGUGGGAAAGGGGGAGGAGAGGAAGGAGGCCCAAGGUGCCACAUCAUCACAGUGCCAACAGUGAGAGAGGUGACAGUUCUUGGGCACUGUUCGCAAGGGAAAAAAGAAAAAAGAAAAAAACUCCCCUAAACCGAACAAAAGAAAACGAAAAAAAAAGAAAAACAAAAACAAUAGAAAACAGGAGAAGCACAGACAAAAAAAAGAUAAAUAAAAUAAAAAAAGGAAAAGAGAAUCGAAUGGAAAGAAGACGGUGAUAAGAACAAUGGCCAAAGAGAAGGACGAUAAAGAUCAGGAGGAGGAGAAGAAGGCCAAGAAGGGCGCGGGCGGACAGCACUUCUUUCCGGGCGACUACAUAUGGAUCGAGCCGGUGUCGAGGCGCGAGUUCGACGUGGCCAUCGGCGCCAGGGUCGUGAGCGCCGAGGGACGACGCAUUCAGGUGCAGGACGACGACGGGAACGAGCAAUGGCUGACCCCGGAGCGGCGCAUCAAGGCCAUGCACCCGACGUCGGUGCAGGGCGUCGAGGACAUGAUCAGCUUGGGGGACCUCCACGAAGCCGGCAUCCUCAGGAACCUCCUGAUUCGAUACAAUGAGAAUCUUAUUUAUACCUACACGGGCUCCAUCCUGGUGGCCGUGAACCCCUACCAGAUCCUCCCUAUCUACACGGUGGACCAAAUCAAGCUGUACCGAGGCAAGAAGAUCGGCGAACUCCCCCCGCACAUCUUCGCCAUCGGGGACAGCUGCUACAACAACAUGAGGCGCUUCAAGCAGGACCAGUGCAUUGUUAUCAGCGGAGAAUCAGGAGCCGGGAAGACGGAGAGCACGAAGCUGAUCCUGCAGUAUCUGGCAGCCAUUUCCGGAAAGCAUUCGUGGAUCGAGCAACAGAUCCUGGAGGCCAACCCUAUCCUCGAAGCCUUCGGCAACGCCAAGACCAUCCGCAACGACAACUCGUCCCGCUUCGGCAAGUACAUCGACAUCCACUUCACGAAGGACGGCGUGAUCGAGGGCGCCUCCAUCGAGCAGUACCUCCUGGAGAAGUCGCGGCUGGUGUCGCAGGGCACGGACGAGAGGAACUACCACAUCUUCUACUGCAUGCUGGCCGGGAUGACGCGGGAGGAGAAGCAGAAGCUGGAGCUCGCGGACGCCUCGCAGUACAAGUAUCUGACGGGGGGCGGCAGCAUCACGUGCGAGGGCCGCGACGACGCCCGUGAGUUCGCCGACAUCCGCUCCGCCAUGAAGGUCCUCAUGUUCAGCGACUCCGAGGUGUGGGAGAUCACCAAGGUCCUCGCCGCCAUCCUGCACAUGGGCAACGUCAAGUUCAAGGGCAAGGUCAUAGACAACCUGGACGCCUCCGAGAUCCCCGACACGACGUCGCUGGUCCGCGUGGCGCGCUUCCUCGGCCUCGACCCGCGCGCCAUGAAGGAGGCCCUCACCACCAGGACCAUCUUCGCGCAGGGAGAGACCGUGGUGUCGCACCUGAGCCACAGCCAGGCGACGGACGUCCGCGACGCGUUCGUGAAGGGCAUCUACGGCCGCCUCUUCAUCUGGAUCGUGUCCAAGGUGAACGCGGCCAUCUACAAGAAGGCGGCGUCCUUCAGGACGUCCAUUGGCGUCCUCGAUAUCUUCGGUUUCGAGAACUUCAAGUCCAAUAGCUUCGAACAGUUCUGCAUCAACUACGCGAACGAGAACCUGCAACAGUUCUUCGUGCAACACAUCUUCAAGCUGGAACAGGAGGAAUACAACGCGGAAAACAUCAACUGGCAACACAUCGAGUUCGUGGACAACCAGGACACACUCGACCUCAUUGCCAUCAAGCAGCUCAACAUCAUGGCGCUGGUGGACGAGGAGUCCAAGUUCCCGAAGGGCACAGACCAAACCAUGCUCCAGAAACUGCACAAGCAGCACUCGCACCACAAGCAGUACCUCAAGCCCAAGUCCGAUCUCAACGCCUCCUUCGGCAUCAAUCACUUCGCCGGCGUCGUCUUCUACGAUACGAGAGGCUUCCUGGACAAAAACCGAGACACAUUCAGCGCUGACCUUCUGCAGCUGAUUCAUCACACAAGCAACAAGUUCUUGCAACAUCUCUUCGUGGAGGACAUAGGCAUGGGCUCCGAGACCCGCAAGCGAGCGCCCACACUGUCCGCCCAGUUCAAAAAGUCGUUGGAUUCGCUGAUGAAGACGCUCCUCUCCUGCCAGCCCUUCUUCAUCAGGUGCAUCAAGCCCAACGAAUUCAAGAAGCCCAUGCUCUUCGACCGCGAGCUGUGCUGCCGCCAGCUGCGUUACUCGGGCAUGAUGGAGACCAUCCGGAUACGAAGGGCCGGCUACCCGAUCCGGCACACGUUCAGGGAGUUCGUGGAGAGAUACCGGUUCCUCAUUACCGGAUGCCCGCCCGCGCACAAGGUCGACUGCCGCGCCGCCACCUCCAAGAUCUGCCAGCAGGUGUUGGGAAGGGCGGACUACCAGCUGGGACACACGAAGGUCUUCCUUAAGGACGCCCACGACCUGUUCCUCGAGCAGGAGAGGGAUCGAGUCCUCACCAAGAAGAUUACUAUCCUACAGCGCUGCGUGAGGGGGUGGUACUACAGGAGGAGAUUCCAGAAGAUGCGCGAGAGUGCCAUCAUCAUCCAGAAGCACUACCGCACGUUCGCGCAGAAACGCCGCUACCAGCACAUGCGCGUCGGCUACAUGCGGCUACAGGCCCUCAUCCGCUCCCGGGUCGUGUCGCACCGCUUCAGGCACCUCAGAGGGCACAUCGUGUCGUUGCAGGCCCGAUGCCGCGGCUACCUGGUGCGCCGCGAGUUCCACCGCAAGCUGUGGGCCGUCACGAAAAUCCAGGCGCAAGUCCGCGGACUCAUCGCGCGCAGGCAGUACCGCAAGCUCAAACUCCGCGUGGAAGCCGCCCGUCUCAAAGAGGAGGAGGAGAGAGCCCUGAGGAAGCAGAUGGACAAGAGGAAGGCCAAGGAGAUCGCCGAGAAGAAGUACAAGGAGCGAAUGCUGGAGAUGGAGCUGGCCGAGGAGCAGAGAGACCGAGAGGAGCGCGAGAUGAUGGAUCGGAAGCGAGCGCAGCUGCGGGAGGCCGAGAGGCAGCGGGACGAGCCCGUGGAUGACUCGAAGCUGGUGGAGCAGAUGUUCGACUUCCUGCCCGACUCGGCCUCGGAGGCGCAGGCCCCCCCGGCGGCAUUCAAGGACCUCCCGGCGGCCGGCAAGGGCACGGUGUCCGGCGACGACAUCAUCACGGCCAUCCCGCGCCCCUCGGGAGACCAGGACGAGGACCUGUCGGAGUACAAGUUCCAGAAGUACGCCGCCACCUACUUCCAGGGCAACGUCAACCACCAGUACUCGCGCAAGCAGCUGAAGCAGCCGCUCCUGCAGCUGCAGACGCAGGGUGAUCAGCUGGCCGCCCUCGCCCUCUGGAUCACCAUCCUGCGGUUCAUGGGCGACAUGGCGGAGCCCAAGUACCACAUGAUGGACCGCGACAACACGUCCGUCAUGUCCAAGGUGUCGGCGACGCUCGGCAGGAACUUCAUCAAGAGCAAGGAGUUCCAGGAGGCGCAGCUGAUGGGCAUGGAUCCAAAGAACCGCAGCAUCCGCCACAAGCUGGUCUCGCUCACCCUCAAGAGGAAGAACAAGCUCGGGGACGACGUGAGGCGGAGGCUGCAGGAGGACGAGUACACGGCCGAGAGCUACUCCUCGUGGCUGGACUCGAGGCCGACCUCCAACCUCGAGAAACUGCACUUCAUCAUCGGCCACGGCAUCCUCAGGGCCGAGCUCAGAGACGAGAUCUACUGCCAGAUCUGCAAACAGCUGAGCAACAAUCCUUCUAAAUCCUCCCACGCCCGCGGAUGGAUCCUGCUGUCCCUGUGCGUGGGAUGCUUCGCGCCCUCCGAGGACUUUGUCAAGUACCUGCUGUCGUUCAUCCGCGAGGGCCCCCCCGGCUACGCCCCCUACUGCGAGGAGAGACUCAAGAGGACCUUCGCCAACGGCACCAGGAACCAGCCGCCCAGCUGGCUCGAGCUGCAGGCGACCAAGUCCAAGAAGCCCCUGAUGCUGCCCAUCACCUUCAUGGACGGCAACACCAAGACGCUGUACGCCGACUCGGCCACCACGGCGCGCGAACUCUGCAACCAGCUGUCGGACAAGAUCUCGCUCAGGGACCAGUUCGGAUUCUCGCUCUACAUCGCGCUUUUCGAUAAGGUGUCGUCCCUGGGCAGCGGCGGCGACCACGUGAUGGACGCCAUCAGCCAGUGCGAGCAGUACGCGAAGGAGCAGGGUGCGCAGGAGAGGAACGCCCCCUGGAGGCUCUUCUUCAGGAAGGAGAUCUUCGCCCCGUGGCACGACCCCACCGAGGACCCCGUCGCCACCAACCUCAUCUACCAGCAGGUGGUCCGCGGCGUGAAGUUCGGCGAGUACCGCUGUGACAAGGACGAGGACCUGGCCAUGAUCGCGGCGCAGCAGUACUACAUCGAGAGCGGCAACGACCUCAACACCGACCGCCUCUUCAACAACCUGCCCAGCUACAUCCCGGACUACUGCGUCUCCUCGGGCGACAAGGCGAUCGACCGCUGGGCCGGCCUCGUCGUCGCCGCCUUCAGGAAGAGCUACUACGUCAAGGAGCGCGUCCAGCCCCUCAGGGUCAAGGAGGACGUCGUGAGCUACGCCAAGUUCAAGUGGCCGCUGCUCUUCUCCAGGUUCUACGAGGCCUUCAGAUACUCCGGCCCCAACCUGCCCAAGAACGAC
Molecule: messenger RNA, 4995 nt
Organism: Penaeus indicus
Lineage: Eukaryota; Metazoa; Arthropoda; Malacostraca; Decapoda; Penaeidae
Gene: ck
Product: myosin-VIIa-like
Exons: 27
Cellular component (GO): myosin complex; cytoskeleton
Molecular function (GO): protein binding; ATP binding; cytoskeletal motor activity
Source: RefSeq, a predicted model, not a curated record